Xyrichtys novacula (pearly razorfish) is the source of this 6875-nucleotide messenger RNA. The record is from the annotation of a GenBank genome assembly. Lineage: Eukaryota; Metazoa; Chordata; Actinopteri; Labriformes; Labridae.
GACACAGCAUAUUAUGUGAAAGUAAAGCAGAGCAGCCCACAGGGGUGAGAUCUUUAAAGGGGGGAGUUGCCUUUUUAUAGACAAGAUCAGAAUCUCUCCAGACUAUCCUAACCUUAAAGGAGACAGGAGCUCAUAACCACCCUGCUGUGGUUCAUUUCAAAACCACUGGACUGCAGUUGAGCUGGAUUCGUUGUUUUUAAUGCUUCUCUCUUUAUUCUAUGGUUUUGUAUGCCACAGAUGGACUAACAGCUGAUGCAGAGGGCAGUUCCUUUCACAACACACUUGCAACGCGAGGACCCGAAGGCAUCUUGAAAUAGAAAUUCUAAAGAGGAGGAGAAGGAGGAGGAGAGAAAGGUGGGGGUUUUGAGCGAGAGCACUGGUAUGCCAGGCUCAAUCCCCAGCAUGGCUGUGCAGAAGAAGAGUGUCAUCCCUCCAUCGCAGGGACCACUUUCUACACGUACAAUAGAGAGUCAGAAUAAGAAGAAGAGUGGAUCUCAAAGAACAGGAGGUAAGACGCUCUCAUUCAUAUCUUUGCAUUGUUUUGGUUCAGAAGGAGCCUUUUACUAGAAUGACUCUAGAUCACAAGCACAGCAUCAUCUGAUCUUAUUGAUGACGCAUUAACAGACAUAUACAGUAGAGAGAUCAUUUAUUAUUUUACGAUAAAGCAUGAGUGUAACAAACAUUACAUAAUUUAAACACAGAUUACAUAAUACACAGAAUAAGAAGCAUACUGUCACUAUUUAACCCUUAAGGAAUACAUCCUUGUGAUGUCUUGCCACCUCGUGUGCUCUUCUGCUAAUUACUCAUAGUCUUGUGUAAAGCUUUAUGUAUUAAUCCUUUCAAGGCUUGUCUCGGUUGUUUUCAUGAGCACUGAUCAGGUGCUGGUAUGUUUGCUACGCCUUUUGAUACACAGGCAGCUAAUAAUGGCUCUUUCAUUUGGAGAUGCCCCUGAGGCCAUCCCUUCAAAAAAAACGGCCACUUUUUCGGACAGAUUGGUCAGGCUGAUGUUUUUGACAUUUGGAUGCAUUUAUGGGUAGAAUCAAGUGAUUGUGCACAGAUUGCAUAUAUGGAAUAUAGAGGCAGAGUUUAAUAUAUUGAUUUGAAAAUAAACUGUUAAGUGAGUGAAAGGUUUUAUGCACGCUUUCCCUAGAUUUUUCUCAGGGGGGAUAGGUAUUUCCAAAAACAUCCCAGCACAUUUUCAAAUCACUCCUCUUGUGAUCAUCAAUCAAAUAAUUGUUUUAUUUUCCAAAUUUCUUUUAUCAAUCUGGUUCAUUUAAUCCUAAUUUCACACAAAUUAUUCAUCAAUUAAAUGCAUUAUCAGUGUCUUGAUUAUUGCCAGCCAAAUGAUGCACUUCAGCUGUAGUCCAGCCAUUCACCAUUAGCAGGGGGCUGUAACUCCUGUUACACUGAAAUGCUCUACUACCCGUAUGUAAACAAGCACAGAUGGCUUCUUGCAGAGCAGCUUGGUUUGGCAGUAUUUUGAUUCAGAAAAUGAAGAUGAAGUUGUGAGCAGGAUGUCUGAUUAACUAGAGCUCUGCAACAGCUGCAAGCUCAGCCACAUACUUCAAAUUUAUUUGAUAUUGUUUACAAGCAGAAUCUCUGAUCCAGUGCUUCACCUUAUUAAAGUUCAGUUUUGACUGUUUUCUGAGUGUCUUUUUACAUGCAGACUAGUUGGGAAUUAAGUUUCGGGGAAUCCUUUGCUUUUUUUAUGGUCAAAACAGGCAGCAGCACAAUUUAUAGUGAAUGACUAAGAAAGAGCAACCCUGCAAUGCAAAUAUUACACUAAAAACACAGGAUCACAAGUAAAAGAAGUCAAGCACAAUCAUAGAUCAAUAAGGCAGAACAUCUACAGUCAGAUUUCUCUCCCUACAAGUCAUUCAAAAGCAUUUUAAAGGCAUCCAAUGAGUCCAGAUCCUUUGUAGUUUUAGGCAAAGCUAACCUAAAGACCAUGUAACCCAGAGGUUUGUCUUUUAGACAAUAGUUCUUUGGACUGAAAAUUUUGAGUUCCUGCGCUCUCUUGUGUGAUGCAAGUUAGAAGAUCUAAAAGAGUUCAAGCUUUAAAAAUGAGGGAUGAACCUGCUGUUUUGUGCUUCCCUUCCAGACAAUGGCUCCUGGAUCAAACCAAACUCACAGGCAAAGAAGACUGUCUACUCUUUCAACAAGUUUCCUCAAAUAUGCAACACGGCCUCUCCACGGGCAGCUGCAGGUUUGCUACAUCCUUUUCAGUCUGUAAUAAAAUAGAAAUAUUGCUCAAAGUCUCGGGGGUUUUCCCUCUUUUGAAGAUUGUCAUGAGUUUUUUGUGUAUCUUUUGUGUAUUUAUGGCAUUGAAAUAAAAGGUAUUUUGCCCUCUUUAGUGUCAAAUGGACAAAAUAUUGACGAGAGGCUGAAAGCAGCUCGAGAAAGAAGAGAGGCGUACCAGAAACAGCUCGGUAUGAGAGCUUCUUACUUUGAAUGCAUUGUCCUCAAUUUAAAAAACAAUUAACAUACAUGACUGACUAAUCUAUUUAUACAUCUUCAUUUUUUUCCCCGCAGCCUCUCGGGAGCUGAGCAGGUUGGAGCGGGAGCAGCGAGCCCGUCAGUACUAUGAACAACAGCUGCAGCAGCGCCAGAAGAAAGUCCUGGAGCAGAGGCUCAAAGAGGAGAGGAGGCGUGCUGCCGUGGAAGAGAAGCGCAAACAGCGACUGAGGGAGGAGAAGGUGAGUUUGGAUGGUUGGAGAUGAGAAAUUAUUUUUAGAGAUGCUUUUGCUGCGCUGGAUCGGACUCUGAGGUUUGUUUUCCUGAAUGAAGGAACGGCAUGAAUCCACAGUGCGUAGGACGCAGGAGAAGAGCCAAAAAGCCCAGCUGAACCACACUCAGAACUCCAGAGGAAGGAAGCCCACAAAGACCGGUGAGUAUACACGAACGUGCUUCUUUCCCUCUUUAUUUUAUUGACUUGAUCUUCCUUAUCUUUUUUUCUUUGUGUAACAUUCUUAACACUGAGAUUCUUGCUUUAUCUUCUGACUCUGCUGUGCUUAAACCUUUACACUGAUCAAUGCACUAGUUCCACGUCGCUUACCGCUGACACCAUGGGAGAAGAACCUGGUCAGUCGGCUCCUUACCCCCACAUGCUCUUAUAUGGCCAGGAGCAAGAGUGCUGCUUGUCAGUCAGGAGAAGAAGGUACUCUGCCGCCAUCUUUGCUUGAAUGUAGCAGCAGUGCAGUGAUGAUAUAGGCCAAUUAUAACUAACCUCUGCUGCCUCUUUUGUUACACUCAUGCCGCUCAUUUCCCUUUCUGUUCACGCUCUAUUCCUUCAUUUUUCCAUCAUUCCAACAUAAAUCACUAUCUCAGUUGUCCAUAUUUGUCGCCGUGCAGUUUCAUACUACUCCAUGAACACCACUCCCAUCACCCCCAUCACCUCCACCCCUAAAAAACCUCUGCACCACUCUGGACCGGUUCAGCACAGGCCAGCUGCCUCUCCAAGCCCGAGCAGCAGGAGCAUCAAUCUAAAACAGGUAUUCCCAGCUGUUCCUGUUGAAUUUUGACACAAUCCCUAUUUUAAAAACAUAGAUUUUGAUGGUUUGAUAUCUUUUUCCUUUUUUCAUUCAGGUCAAAGCAGCAAGACAGCCAGAGGCUAAGAAGAAGAACACGAACAGUCCCUCUAAACCUAAAUCACCUGCUGUAAAAACCAGCGUGAAACCAGCCAAAGUAAAUCAAAGCAGAACAGCUUCCCCUUCACCUGAACGGUAGGUGAGAUGUUACUGACAAAGCACUCCUGACACAGUGAGAGUAAUCUGAAAAAAGUGGGUCAUCUCCUCUCCUCUGCUGCUCUUCUGUUAAAGGAGCCCCCGACGAUCAAUCAGCCGACAUUCAACCUCGCUGCAGCUCGAGCUCCCGUCGGUCCCGGAGGAGGACUUCGCUGUUUGUAGUCCUGCUGCCCUCGCUCCUGGUAACUGCAGGCCUGCCAGGACACCAGAAGAAGGUCAGAGGGAGAUGAAGGAUGGAAAUCCAUAUUCGAACCUGCCUGAUGAAGAGGCGGAAGCAAUAAGCAGGACAGCUGAGGAUGAAAGUAAGAUAGAGAGAUGCUCGAAAAGAAAGCAAAAUCUCAUCAAGUGUUAAGUUUGAUACAGGGUUAUUCUUCAUGCAGCUUAUCAGCCUCCUGAGGUUACAUCCAAGCCUUCUGCUGGGACUACAGACCCAGAAGCGGCUGCCCGGCUCCUGGCUGAGAAGAGAAGAGAGGCCCGACUGCAACGGGACAGAGAGGAGCAGGAGCGCCUGCAAAGAGAGGAAGCCGAGAGGUGAAAAGCACAUCCACCUGUGAGAGAGAAACACUCUUUAAUGUUCGGAGUGUUUCAUAAAUGUGUCUGUACAGGCGGAGUCGGGAGGAGCUGGAGCGCAGGAGGGCAGAGGAGCGGGCAAGGCAGCAGGCUGAAGCUCAACGUCUCAUAGAGGAGAAGAAGAGAAGGGAGGAAGAGGAGCAGAGACGAGCUGAGGAGGAGAGAGCUCAGGCCAUGAGGGAAGCCGCCCUUCUGCAGAAACAGGUGGGACAUACAGACACAGACGGAGACGAAGCUGCACCUACUGGCGUCCUUUGUGAUGCCUUUUUGUCUCAUCUUCAAUAGUGAGUUCUCUGAUUUUGUGUUUGUUUGUUGUUUGAUACAGAGAGAGGAGGAACUCGCCAAGGAAAAGGCAAAAGCAGAGCAGCUGAAACAAGAGAGGGAACUCCUCGCACAGAAGGAAGAGGCAGCUCGGCAAGCCAGAAAAAAGGUGAUAAAUCAAAUCCAAAUCUGUCUCACGUUGGAGACUCAAUUUUUCCACCACGUCAACCGUAUCAAACUUUGACUAAAAGCUGUUUUUCUUCUCCAGAGACUUGAGGAGAUCAUGCGGAGAACCAGGAGGACAGAUUCUCCAGAUACAGUGAGUGUUAAGUGUUUGGUUCUUUAAAAGUACAUCACCUCUGGGCUCUUAUGACGCAGAUACAGUGAUCACUGUUAAAUCACCAGAUCCAGUUCUGAGAGCUGAGCUACUUGUCCUUAACUAAGGUUUUUUUUUUUUCUUAACCUUUAAAUACAGAAAUCAGCACCAGGGAAGAUCCAGCCAAAUGAAGCUGAACCAAAGGAGAACACCCAGCCGGUGCGUAAUGGCACAAUAGAGGACGCUGUAAAGCUGCCGGUGGGGACGAAGACCUCACAGCUGGGGCUGACCAACGAGGAGGACAUGGUUCCUGUCGUGGCCUUCAAAGAGCGGAGGUCUCUCAGGACCCUGACAGGCUUGGAGGAAAUCCAGACUCACCAACGAGCAGGUGAGGCGCAGAUGGCGAAUCAGCUGUGAUGACUUAUGAAACUGACCAAACGCUGACUUAGUGUGAAGCCCUUAUAGGCGCCUGCACAGAAUUACCGUAAAAUUUGGUGUAUACGCCACUUUUUAAAAAAUUUGAAUUACUUUUUGGACUUUUUGCCUUUAUUGAUGGAACAGCUUUGAGAGAGACGGAAAUGCUGAUGAGAGGGAGAAAGGAUGGCAUAAUCCAAUACAUGCCGGGGUCAGGAAUGAGGACUCCUGAAUCCGUACAUGGGGCGCACACUUAAACCACGAGGCUAACCACACCCAAUAAGACACACUUUUAAUUAGAAAGUAUAAAGUAUUACAAAAUGAGCAGUUUCCUAUGCACCAGUAUUACCAGUAUUAAAUACAAAGAGGUAUUUUAUUGUCUUUUGGUGUUUCCCAUGAAGAUUACAGAGAGAAAGAGACCAUGUAGUCUUUCUCUUUAAAGCAGAAUUCUCAAAUUAAAACCUUUGAUUGUAGAUAAAGAUGGCUGACGCGACUACAACUCCUCCUACUGUACAAAAGUGAAGCCAAAAUAACCCCUAAUACAGGGGUGCAUAUUCAUAUAUCUGAAGCCAUAGUCUGAAGAGAGCUGCAGUAUGGUGGUCCAAAUAUUUUGACAUUCCUUUUUUCAUCCAUCUUUUUACUUUAGAAAGCACUUUAUUUUAUCGAUAAAUCAAAAUUUGUCUCCCUUUGUUUAAUUUUCAGAGGUCAUCUGAGAGCCUGCAUGCGGAGUGACUGGACCUGUCAAACCCUUCAGUGGAGAGCUGUGGAAACCAGGAGUCUCUGCAGCUCGGUCACUUCGCUGCCUGCCCUUCUGCACCUUGAAAGCGCAUGUAAAAUUACAGCCUUUCCUCCCAGUGAGGACGUCCGCAUUUGGUCACCUAUCUGUGUGUAAGCAGCAGCACAAAUGUUGGAGAAGUUCAUUAUGACUUUCUUAAAUACAGCAGGUUUAUUAAGUAAUAACUACUAUCUAAAAUUGUAGAUGUAGCUCGUGGUGAUGAUAGUUUGCUGGCAUAUACAGUUAAUCUGUUAUGAAGAGUGUCGCCUCUGUGAAAUACUAGGAAUAGCCAUUCUAACAAUCGCAACAUAUGUCAGCCAUAUGCUUUUUGCUUAUUCCUGAUAUUUCUUGCAAUGUAAGCACUUUUUCUUUCCUCAGUUUUGUCACUGUGGAAUUAGAAUAGCACGAGUGGCUGUUUGUCCUACAGACACGCCAACUUUAGGUCACGACUUCCUGUCCUACUCUUUUGAUUUUUGUAAAGUAUAGCAAUCACAUAUUUCAAAGCUGCUAUGGAACUAAUGCUUCCAAAGACUUUGCUUCAGUUUGUGAGUGUCGUUGUAGAGGGAGUUAAAUGCACAAAGCCUUUCUUGCACUGACAGUUGCUUUGUAUGAUAUUUGCGCGAUCACCUUGCAAAGCAAGUUUGAGGCGUAGAAGUACAUUUAUUAGAAUAAAAACAUAUAAAAACAAAUGUAUCCAACUCUGAAUAUUUGAUCCUUUGGUAUUAGUAUUGCCUAUACCUAUGACUUGUUACAGUAUAUGCCAUAUUCAAUUAAAGUUGAUACUAUGCCACACCUC